This is a messenger RNA of Verruconis gallopava, 2039 nucleotides long. RefSeq lists its product as uncharacterized. Bases 254 to 1504 code for a protein of 416 amino acids. The record is from RefSeq and is a predicted model, not a curated record. Lineage: Eukaryota; Fungi; Ascomycota; Dothideomycetes; Venturiales; Sympoventuriaceae. Gene Ontology annotation, biological process: double-strand break repair via homologous recombination. Gene Ontology annotation, cellular component: Slx1-Slx4 complex. The transcript has 3 exons. Gene Ontology annotation, molecular function: 5'-flap endonuclease activity; crossover junction DNA endonuclease activity.
AGCCACGCGAUAUGGCUUGUGAGAUAAAUCUCGGUCCAUCGAGUCUAAGAAAAUCCGCACAAUUCGUUGAUCGGGUCCCUUCUCUUCGAAAGAGGGUGCCUCCUUGCAAGUUGUACUUGACGUAUCCUCUGUCGCUUGUUAUGGCACGACCCGUGCGUUUCAAGCAGGAUUGUGGAUCAACAUCGCAUUCUCGUCAAACUUGUCCAAUACCAUCGCGCAGUCAACGACAAAAGCCAAAUAGCUCAUAUCCAGGAUGGACACGAAGCCGAUACCUGCAUUCUACUGCUGCUAUCUGCUUCGAUCGACAGUGCAGCGGGGGUUCAACUACAUCGGCUCCACGCCGAACAUGCUGCGAAGAAUCAAGCAGCACAAUGGGCAGUCUCCUGGCGGUGCAAAGAAGACCUCCUACAGAACGUUAAAGCCCUGGGAAGUAACGUGCAUUGUCCACGGUUUUCCAUCCAAGAUCGCGGCUUUGCAAUUUGAAUGGGCGUGGCAGCACACCUACAAGUCUAGGCACGCGAGGGAAGAAGAUGAAGGCGUCUUGGAGAACCUCGACUUCCGUGUUUCGCCAAAGUCUGGCAAGGCUCGCAGGCGAAAGCCAACCUCGCACGCACGUUCGUUGACAGAUCGGAUCAUGAACCUGCAUAUUUUGCUACGAGCGCGGAGUUUUCGCGCCUGGCCGUUAUCAGUACGCUUCUUUUGCACGGACGUCUUCAGAGUCUGGAACACUGUCCACGAGAAGCUUGACACACGUCUACCCGAGACUAUUGAUGUUACCCUGGAUAAGGAUGCCGUCGAUCACUACUCAAAGACUGAACCGCUGACAAACCGUGUGGACUAUCGACCCAAUUUGCCUCUUCACGGAGUCGAAAAUUUGGACUUUGGUUACUCGAGCUUGAAGCCUCUUUACGAGAAGAGCAAGCUGGCACUUGCUUGUGACAAUAUCGCAUGCGCUGUUUGUGCUAAGAAUAUCGGGAGUCUAGAGGAGCUUCUUGUAGUAUGUCCUCAUGAUGGAUGUGAAGCCGUGUCACAUCUGCACUGUCUGUCUGCGCAUUUUCUAUCUACAAGUAACGAUCAUGGAAGCGGCAUACUCCCCACUGCAGGUUGCUGUCCAUCUUGCUCAAGGCCGGCGAAAUGGAUCACCUUGAUGAAAGUGUUGACCCUCCGUACUCGGGGCGAGAAGGAGAUUGCAAAGCUUAUCAGAAAGCCAAGAGUGAGAAGGAACGGAAAUGAGAAUGCAACAGAGACGGCCAUAGCAGAUGAUGAGUUCAAGACUAUCGAAGAAAUCGAAGAAGAUGAAGACGCAAGCAUUGCAGACCUAGAAGAUUUUGAAUCAAUAGUCGUCAAGGAGGCGUUGGAGGACAACAUGCCAUCACCAACGGGAAUAAACACGCCGGACAGGAGCAAAGUCGUAAUCAACUCACGUAGAUCGAGCCAAGCUAGAGAACGGAGCAAGUCCGUUGCGGAAGAAACUGGAUGGAGUGAUGCAGAAGUAUUAGAAUGAGGGUUGAGCUUCUUUACGCCAAGCAGUUGACGCUCAUGAGACCGCAGUCUACUGCACCGUUCUUAGCGGCAGCCCAUUGUUGUCCACUGCAUACAGCGUGUUCUUCACAACGGUCCAUAUCGAGUCUGCGACUUCAUCGGGAGAACCGCCGGCAUCGAUCACUUUGAAGUCCUCGCUCUCGUCGGGCAAGCCCCGCAUAGACUUGAAGUAUUCGCGGACACGAUCCUGAUGACGCUUGUUCUCAUAUCGUUCCGCACCAAAGCCGCCUCUCCUCGCAGCCUCAUCCGGACUGAUCUCGAGGAAAAUGACUGCAUCCGGCCGAGGAAGGCCCACUUCUGGAUAACGGGCCCACGCAAUGCUUAGAGAGGGAUUGUCUUUUGCGGCUGAGUAAACGCAGCCAGAAUAGUAGUAACGAUCAAUGACUACCGUUAUGCCCGCUUCUAUGUCGGCACGGAUUGAUGAGCUUCUCUGCAGUAAGCUACAAUGAAGAGCAAAUGGCUUUGACCAUCUUACGCUGCCUCCCAUCGAUUUGCAG